AUGGAGGGUAGUCACGUCUUACAGGAGUCAUGUGGUUCCAAGUCUGGCAGUUAUGGAGGUCCCAAGUCCACCCAGCCAGCAAUGACAUGUGGGGCCCAGAUGGGUUUUCAUCCUCAACUUAUAAAAGUACUACAACAUUUUGGCAAGCUUUCCAACAGCACUCAUCCGAAUGUAGAAAUAUGCACUGUCCCGAACAUAUUUAUUAUCUCAGAUGAGUCUGUUGACUUCCUCAAAGGCCUGCUGGUCACACGCAUCAUGCCCUCGUUCUACAUCAUCUUCCUCUUCAUCGGUUUGCCCCUGAACGCUUUGGCCUUCGUCACGUUCACCUGUAAGAUUCGAGAGAAGAAACCAGCAGUGAUCUACAUGACUCACCUGGCGUGUGUGGAUCUGCUCUUCACCCUGCUGCUGCCUCUGAAGAUCCACUACCAGAUGAAUGCUUCAGAUUGGGUGUUCGGUGAGGCGGCGUGUCGCUUGAUCACUGCAGCGUACUACUGCUACAUGUACUGCUCCAUACUGCUGAUGAUGUGCAUGAGUUUGGACAGACUACUGGCCGUGGCGUUUCCCAUCGCAUCUCUGACCUGGAGGAGUUCAAGGAAAGCCACAUGCAUAUGCAUCUUAGUCUGGCUGCUGGCGCUCGCUGGUACCAUGCCGCUUCUCUUAGAGAGACAAACACUCAACAUUGAGGAUGUGGGCGUUACCUGCCAUGAUGUGCAAUAUCGCACACAACUGUAUGCGUAUCAAUUCUCCAUCCUCUCCUGCCUCUACUUCUUCUUGCCGCUUGUCGUCACCUUAGUGAGCUACUCAACCAUCAUAUAUGUGCUGAGUGUAAAAUCUAAUUCCUUUGCAACAUCAUCCUCAUCUUCAGACAUCCGAAGGAGAGCUGUGAUUAUGACUAGCGCCGUGCUGACAGAGUUUCUCACAUGCUUUGCACCAACCAAUGGCAUCCUGUUAUACCACUGUGUUUAUUUAGCUACUGAAAGCCACAGCGGGGAUUCUUCAUAUAUUGCUUACCUGUUGUCUGUGUGUGUAGGAAGCUCAAGUGUUUUCCUGGAUCCUCUGCUGUACUACUACGGAUCGUCUCACUUCAGGAAGAACUUCUGGAUUCUAAUAAGUGCAGCACAAACACCUCUAAUCUCAUCUCAGUGA
Molecule: messenger RNA, 1146 nt
Organism: Carassius auratus (goldfish)
Lineage: Eukaryota; Metazoa; Chordata; Actinopteri; Cypriniformes; Cyprinidae
Product: proteinase-activated receptor 1-like
Exons: 4
Coding region: 1-1146 (381 amino acids)
Biological process (GO): thrombin-activated receptor signaling pathway; positive regulation of blood coagulation; phospholipase C-activating G protein-coupled receptor signaling pathway
Cellular component (GO): plasma membrane
Molecular function (GO): thrombin-activated receptor activity
Source: RefSeq, a predicted model, not a curated record